AUGAAUUAUGAGCAGAACAACAAACCAAAACAACUUGGAUUCACAAAUCAUUGCUUCAAUUUUAGCUGUGCUGUGCCAGACAAGACACUUAUAAUGGGAAUUUGGUGGUGGAGGCUGAUUCUGCUUUCUCUUGCUGGGAUUCUCUUCUCUCCUAAACAUGGUGCUUCCCAGAGAGGUAUGAAAUAUACGUUUAUGAAGAAUGCAAGCUCAGCUCCAAGCGUGUGGUACUACGAGUACGAGGACAUCAUAAUUGGUGGGGGGACGGCGGGGUGCCCUUUAGCAGCGACCUGUCCCAAAAUCACAAGGUUUUGCUGCUUGAACGAGGGAAGCUGGUUGGGAUGGAAAGCUAGUGAAGAAGUCAUACGAAUGGGUGGAGCGAUUGUGCGGCAGUGGCAAUCAGCGGUGCGCGGUGGAUUGUUGGAAGUAGGGGUGCUUCCUUACAAUGGCUUCACUUUCGAUCAUAUUAGAACCAUCGUUCAGGGGCGGAUUCAUUCUGGACAAGAUAAUGGGUCCAAUUUCAACGGGUAUAUGGGAGUUAAAAUUUUGAGUGAGGGACUUGCUGGCGGUGAAACCGAGUAG
Glycine soja is the source of this 579-nucleotide messenger RNA. RefSeq lists its product as uncharacterized. Bases 1 to 579 code for a protein of 192 amino acids. Lineage: Eukaryota; Viridiplantae; Streptophyta; Magnoliopsida; Fabales; Fabaceae. The record is from RefSeq and is a predicted model, not a curated record. The transcript is spliced from 4 exons.